Leptomonas pyrrhocoris is the source of this 938-nucleotide messenger RNA. RefSeq lists its product as hypothetical. Bases 180 to 938 code for a protein of 252 amino acids. Gene Ontology annotation, molecular function: RNA binding. The record is from RefSeq and is a predicted model, not a curated record. Lineage: Eukaryota; Euglenozoa; Kinetoplastea; Trypanosomatida; Trypanosomatidae. The transcript has a single exon.
AGCACCUUCUCGCGCAUUUUCAUUCAAGCACCAGGUCUGUCACUCCUUCGUUACCCACAGAGACGGAAGAAAGCCCAGCACAAACACUCCGGUUACGUACCGCCUUUCCUUUGCCUCUACAAGGGAAAAAAACACAGCAACAACAACUUCGACGCUCCUUUUAAAGAGCAGACGUCACAAUGUCCAAUUGGGCGGAUCAGGCACAAGAGGAGGAGGAGUUUUACAACGAUGUAGCAUCCCACGGCAGCUACAACUCGGAGUUCGAGGAUCCGAAGAUGUCAUGGGCGAACGCCAAGACGGAAACAACACAGGAGGCAGACGCCGAAGGCAACACCUACGUCGUGACGCGCAAGGUGCGCAAGUACCACGUGGACCGCCCGAUCUCUAUGGCUGACCUUCGCGCCCGCCUGAAGCACUUCGGCAAGGGUCUGGGAGACCAGACGACCUUGGUGUCGACGGAGCCGCCAUUGGCGCUAGAGAUGGGCUCCGUGGAUCAGUGGGAGCGUGAGACGCGCACAGAGGUGAAGCGAAUGAUCCACGAGGCGAGCAGUAUGGAGGUAGUGGUCAAGGAUGAGCACCUGCGCGUCAUUCGUGAACUCGAGGAGAAGGACAAGAAGGCGGCCCCGCGCACGGCGGCGGCCGGGUCGACGUGGGGCUCCGUCUCGAAGCCGACCGACUCACGCGAGCAGAUGUCCACUGGUAUUCGCAUCCGCAACCUGUCGGACGACGUUACGCAGGAGAACCUGUCUCGCAUUUUCGAGGGCUUCGGCUGGAGCGCGAAGUCGGUGCGUAUUCCGCGUGGCGACAACAACCAGACGCGUGGUUUCGCCUUCGUGAUCUUCGACGAGUCGUGGAUGGCGGACGCGGCCAUCCAAAAGGGCAAAUUCCACUUCAAGAACGUCGUACUCGACGUCUCGCGUGCCGAGACCCGCCUGUAA